GAGGCAAUACAUGGGAAUGCACGUAGUGCCGUGCACACUUUCGCUCUACUCCUCCCUUCUGCCCUCCCUCAUCUCGUCUUCUGCCUAGCAGCAGCUAGCAAGUUCGCUUCACGCUUCCCCAUCGCUAGCUUCGUCGUUCAACUCGAAACACCCCGCAGCCGCUGGUUAUUGUCCGAAGCUUUACGCAGCAAACCGCGCGAUCAAAAGCUCUCGGUUCAACGCGGGAACUUUUGCAACCAAAGCGCGCGCCUCACAUCAGUCAGUGAUCGUGACGUAGUUAUUGACAAAUCAUUAUUUCGCUUUGCGCUGCAUUUGAUGUCACCCGAGCUCUAGCCACGCGCUGUCUGCACAGGUCUCCUGCCACAAAGGACUCUCUUAGAAGUGCGCGAGGACACGUCACAGUGCAAUGAAAGGGACGCAGGGAGAGCAGGAGGGAUGAGAAAGCGAUUCAAGUGAAAGAAGUCUCGCAUCACCAUAAAGUGCCUCAUCUGGAUGCUGCGGAAGCCCUUCUCUGUGUCCGCUUCGGAGCGCUCUCUUCUCCGCUGACUUGUGCGUGUGCGCGCUUGGGCUGUAUUUCACCCUGACAGUCAAUCAACCCAUUUGCCCGUUCCUCGAUUCCAGCUCCGCCUGCUCGCCAUUUCACCUUUUAAUACAAGGACGCCAAUCGAUUAGUUUCCCUUUUGGGUUCUCAAAGUGUCUCUUCCUUCACUUCUGCAGUCUCUCCAUCCCUGGUGACCCAGACAUGCAAGUAUCUUUAGGGACUGCUGCGCCUAUGGCAACAGGGCAGGGGGUUUCAGAAGCCUAAAUUUAGAGAAAGUCCAUUUUACAUCAAUGCAAGAGGGUUAUUUUAAACCCAGAGCUCCGGAGGGUGAGUCUAGACAGUGGGGCGACCACUGCAGACAAAUACAAAGUGCCGCUCUAAUCUACUUUUAAUGCCUCGUUUUCCUGGACAGCAGCCGAAGAUGCAACGCAGCAUGUCACAUUGACCUACUCCACCUCAGCACGCUCGAUUCAUCGCUCUCCCUACCUGACUUUAAACUGAUCUCAUAUUCUCGUCAUACUUCCUCACUGGCUGAUCAGCAGACUAUGCCCCCUUCCUGUCCAUAAGAGAGUUUGGUUUUCAUUUCUAGACUGGUAGUCUGAGGAUCUCCUUGCCACUGUGCUCAUAUUUUGCAGCUUUUGUGCUUCAUCACGCCUGGCUGCCCCACCCCAGCCCUCCGCUCACCUGCCGCUCACCGAGGGACCGCCAUGGCCGUCAAUGUGACCAUGGGUCGCGACACCAAGUGGCUGACACUGGAGGUGUGCAGAGAGUUCCAGCGAGGAACUUGCUCACGUUCGGACACCGAAUGCAAGUUCGCUCACCCCUCUCGCACCUGCCACGUGGAGAACGGCCGCGUCAUCGCCUGUUUCGACUCACUCAAGGGACGCUGUACACGUGAUAACUGUAAGUACCUGCAUCCUCCGCCUCAUCUCAAGACCCAGCUGGAGAUAAAUGGCAGGAACAACCUGAUCCAGCAGAAGACCGCAGCCGCCAUGCUGGCCCAGCAGAUGCAGUUCAUGCUGCCUGGAGCUCAGCUGCAGCCCAUAGUGAGAUCCCAUUUUAAUAACCAACAACAUCACGACCGUUUCUCUUGGCUUGAAAACGUUGCGUUAUUAUCCCUUGUUAUCUUUGUGUCUCUCAUCCAGACCUCGUUCCCAGUAACGCCUUCCUUGGCCAACAGUCCGAGCAUGGCUUUCAGCCCGUACCUGAGCCACAUGAGCCCGGGCAUCAGUCUCAUGCCUGAGCUUCUGCACAGCGCCCCCGUGCUGGUCCCGGGGAGCCCCACCGGCAUCGCCAUGGGCAACGGAAAUUCAACGCAGAAGCAUGUUCGCACAGACAAGCUUGAGGUGUGUCGAGAAUUCCAGCGGGGGAACUGCACACGCGGGGAGAACGACUGCCGCUAUGCCCACCCAAUGGAAGCCGCCAUGGUGGACGGCAGCGAGAACUCCGUCAUUGUUUGCAUGGAUUACAUUAAGGGCCGAUGCACCCGUGACAAAUGCAAGUACUUUCACCCUCCGGCUCACUUACAGGCCCGGAUAAAGGCGGCGCAGCACCAAGCCAGCCAGAAUGCUGCUGCCAUGCCCUCAGAGUGUCCUCUGAAGCGCAGCCUGCAUCCAACUUUCAAUCUGGCUUUGCCACCAGGAGCCAUGCAACAGCUACCAAAGAGACCGACCCUGGAGAAGACUAAUGGCGCAGCUGCCGUCUUCAACCCCAGCAUGUUCCACUACCAGCAGGCUUUGGCCAGCAUGCAGCUGCAGCAGCCAGCGUUCAUUCCCACAGUAGACGCCGCCGAGGUACUGAGCGCCGACCCCAUCGACCUCCAGUGCGUUCCCAUGGAGGCCCAUUUCUGUCCCGUUCCUAAACUCCUGGUGGCUGCACCAAUGACGCUGAAUCCAGUAAGCCUCUCCCGCAAUCCCACAACCUAAUCAGGCCCAUCUCUCAUGCAACAUGUGCCCAAACAACAGAAAAAUGAAUGCAACAAAACGUGUGCCUAAUCAGUACGUCCUUAACGGGCAAUACAUUCAUCCUCAUGUCAGAGAUUCCCACUUCAUUUGACGUCAACAGAGGUUUGUUGAUAUUGAAACAGGCAAUACUUAAGCUUGGACCUACAACUGUUUAAGGAAGCAUGCCAUCUCGAUGCAAGGAGACGUAAGGAGCGUGCGGAUGCUGAAUCAGGAGAUGGAGUGCUCUCGUAACUCACAGCCAUACGAAUACAUGCAAACCAAUUAGCUGAGAAGAGUGAAUUCUCUAGAGGUGAACAUUAGAUUUCAGAGCCGACUCGUUUGAUGUACGGUAAGAGGUGGAGUCGAUGCAGAUCAUCAGCAGACAGAAUGUUUCUCCGUCGUAGAAUGUGAAAACCCAGAGUGUGUGAGAGCGACACCUAAUGAAAUUUUACAUAGUUGUGGUGGUGGUGGUAAUUUCUUUCACAUUUAAUUAUGAUUAAUGAACGUGGCACGUUUUAUUUCAUGUUUACAUUUCCAAAUGUCGGGAAAAAAAAAAGGUUAUUUGAAAAUGAUUGAUGCUUUUGUAAGAUAAUCUGAUGCUGAUUCUCAUGAUACUGAUUUAGGUUUUUCGUUAAGAGGUUUUCAAAAUGUCGUUGUUCGUGCCUUUGAGUUACAAGUGUGUGGACGUCUUUUUUUCCCCCCAGUUCUUCUGUACUCAGCUGACUUACAUUUUAUCAUAGACUAAGAAAGUAUACCUGUGUAGCCUUUCAGAAUCAAUGUGUCGGUCCUUCGUCUACUUAGGGAUGUGUGUUGUUGUGAGUUUUUCUUGACAGAGUAUUAUUUAUUUAAUGACUUUCCAACAGGCUAAAACUGGUCUACUGAGAUAAGUGUUACUAUUCAUGCCUGAAGUGUCUCACCUCGCAUUUCAAGCUCCACAUCGAGGCGGUCAAACAGAAGAUUGGUUCACAUACUCAUACCUCCCCUUUAAAAAUAAAACUGCCUUAAGCAGACUAAAUAUGAGCACUUCUUGUUGGGCAGUGUGAUGCACACUGAAAUGCAAGGUCUGAUUGCAGGCCUUCUGGAUGUAUAAGAUGUCUCAUUGAGAAACUUUUAACUGGACUUUAUUUUUAUUCCAGCUGGUCUUUGUUCUUCAAUGUUUCUUGCAAAUAUUUCUUAUUGUCUGAUGUCCUGGAUAUUCAAAUGCUCUAAAAAAAAAUAGUAACUUUUUAGAUUAUAUAUUGCAUUUCUUCAAUUAUUGGGUGAAUUUCAUGAAAACAGUCAAAAAGUCAUAUUCCAAGUCAUAUUUCAUACCAAAAGCAGAAGAAAAAAAUAUAUAUAUUUGCUGAAACAAAUUUUUAUGACAAUUAAGCAGUCCUAUUGUCAUUAACAUAAUACAACAAAUCUCAGUUUUAUCACUGUAAUGUGCAAUAAAUAACUACAUAAUUACACAGAAAUAAUUUUAAAGUAUCACGGUUACAUUUGUUCUAAUUCUGUUGUUAACAAAAUAUAAUACUAAAAACAAUUAUAUUACCAAAAAAAAAUGUUUCCUGUUAUAUAGUAAAAAUGUUGUACUAGUGAAAUCAUAGAGGAUAAAAAAAAAAUGCAAUUGCUCCAGUGCAAAAACAUACAGUGCAUCACGGAAAUGUUUAAUUGUCAUGAAAAUUUUCUGUUUUGAUUUUGGUGUGAAAUGUGACAUUUUCAUAGGAUUCACCCUAUUACCAUGUCUAUCUCUUGUAGACAAACCCCUUCUGAUGGCUGGACUGUCUCUGCCUAAAUCCAUGCUCUGCCCCACCUGCUGUGUGACAGUCUGUUCGUCUCCACUUUUUGUUCAGCCAUGUUUGGUGCAUCCCUGAGUACUAUAAGAUCAGUUUUCAGUGUCCAUUAGUUGCCAAAAUUAUUCUUUAAACUGCAUGUUUAGUGGUUUACACACUCAUUUAUAACAGAUUGGCACACAUAUGUUAAAUCCCGAUCAUUAAAAUUACAAGGAGGUAUGCAAAAUCCUUUCUAGAAGUCACAGACUGGUACCUGAUUUGAAUGUCCAGCGUCUCUCCCAUUAGUUUGCUGUAUUCAGCAGCAUAUGCGACCCCCUGCACACACAUGUCAAGUGCACUGCUUUUGUGCCAUUGACUCUCAGACAGGUCGCCCUGUGCCAAUCACUGGAGAACUCGGACUGCACAAUCAGGCCUUGACAUGCCAAGGUCAUGAGCCAGAUGGAUUGAAAUUGCAAUAUUGCAAAUGUGCCCACCCAAGCGACAAAUCUAAACCUAUUGGAGCAAGCUAUCAUCUUGCGCUUUGUUUUGAUACAUCUCAGUUAUCAUUAGGCGAGUCCUACAGUUGGGAAACUGACAGUAGGGCGGUUUUCAGCAGCUGUUUUUAUUACUGCAUCAGUGUGCACCCGCUAAUAGAGUUCCGGUCUCUGCCAACCAAGAGCUCUAUUCGAUUAUUGCCGUAAUACAUUAUUGAUAGUUUAUCCAUGGAGGAAACAUGAAAACUGUGUCAGACGGACGAUACACCGAGGUCUGCAAUCCAUUAGGGGAGUUUCUUUGCCCAUUUUGUCUUUGAGAUAGACGGCCGAUUGAACUCUUUAAGUUGAUCUUGUGUUUGUUGUGUUCAUGUGCGAACAGGUUUAAAUCACUGACUGUGUCCUUACUUUCAAAAGUCGUCAGACUCUAAAAUGCAAGGGCGUAGAUGACCGUGUGACAUCUGAAUAUUUGGACUGUGAGCUGAAAGCUGCGGCUCUCGUGUAGACAUGUUACAAUUAAAAUAAAUUUUGAUUCUUUUCAGACUGGGUACUUAGAAAAGGCCCUCAUCAGCCAAAGCUUCAUUUAUGAGCCCCUCCGCGGGCCUUUACAUGCAUAUAUGAAUGUGACAUUUAAGACAGAGAGAAUGUCACGAGAGGUUUUGGAUGCCUCUCUCACCAUUUCUCUCGAACAAAACUACAACCUUUCUCAACAUAUCAAGGAAGUGAAAGCCUCCCAAUGCCAUCCACUGUUGAUGUACAAAAACAGACAGAAAAAGCGUUUUUCGUCACUUAUCUCAAAGACCCUUCCCUAAACUGUUGUCUCCUUUGGGACAGCCAUGUUGUUUCAGCGGCGUAACCCCAAGAGAGAGCCGUAAAGCUGAUUUUAUGACCUAAAAACAUCAUUGCAACUUUUUUUGCUGAUCAGCACACACACUAUCUAGGCCAAACACAAGUGAAACAAUAUCAUACAGCGGUGGUCUAAACCAAGACAAAAUCAGAGCGAGAUGAUACUAUACUGUGUUAUAACUGAAAUAGUAUCUGUAUUGUAAACAUCUCUGUAUAAUGUUCAUGUGUUUUAAGGUUGUUUUAAGAAAUACUGGGGCAAGUACGUGUGGAUUCCUUUAGGAACAAUCUCUACUGUUUAUUGAUGUGUUGGAUUGUGUUUUGUAAUUCAGUUCCAUUGCCCAGCCAAGGUGUAGAAGCUCCUUUCUCUCUGUCUCUGUCUCUCUCUCUCUCUCUCUCAUAUAAAGAAUUAUGCCUUCUCCAACUGCAAUCCAGCUGGAAUCAACGAAAUACUUGAUAAAGAAAAAACAAUGUGCCUCAUCGGGGGCUUUAGCAUUUUAAGAACUCACUUUUUAAGAAGUGUGCAUACCUGCAUAAAGUAGUUAGCUAGAAUAAUCUAUGUGUACGUAUUACAAACGCAUCGUCACCGUCAUUCUAGUUUUUCACAUUAUUGACCUACGUAACGGUACCGGUUUUAACUAUAUCCUGACGACUUCAGUCAUGUUACGGUGUGUUGUUUUGACACAGCUGUCAAUGGUAGUUUGAGUUUGAUCAUUAGCGUUACUCGGUUUACCUUACCUUACUUACAUCGUAAAGUCUGUCAUCGCAUGAAAUUAAAAUAAUCUGAAUAAUCUACAUCAUAGUUUGUGCAGUUAGUGGUUUAAGAUAAAAAAAAUUUACUUAAUCUAUAUAUCUAUAUAUCAAUAUACACAUUUGUAUGUAUUACAAUGAUAGAUUCAUUGUUACCUAUGAUAGUAAGUUCUUGUUGCUAUGGCAACAAAACUACAACAUGGCUACCUUUGUAUAUCUUAAUUGUGAAUUUUUUCACACUUCAAGUGAAAUAAUGUACAACGUUAACUUAUUCAGAAAGGGAAUGUGUUCUUAAGUUGUCUUGGAAAAAGAGAUGAUUGACUAUUUUGUAAAAUUAUAUAUAUAUAAACGUAUAUAUAUAUAUAUAUUCAGACUUGUGAGAUACUUUGUCCAAAGGCCCUUUGGAGACAUCAUACGUUAUUUCUGUUUUAAUGAUUAUUAUUUUUCUAUUGGGGUUGCUGAUCACUUUUAGAUAAGAACCAGAUCUUUACGUAAACAGCAUCUGAGCUUUUGAACUAAUCAGAUGGAUCAAUUUGGGGGAAAGAGACUUUCUAGUCUUAUAUUUGGUCCAAAAAGCUUUGGCGGUUUUCAUAAACAACACAGCCCUGUGAUGUCAGUAAUGGGACGGUAUCAGCCAUACGUGAGCCCCUGAUUUAAGUCUCUGUCCCCCUCUGGCCCACCCAGACUGCACCCCAGCUGUGCUGGGACCUGGUGACUCGCGUCACCCCAUCGGUGUACGAAUGUGUGUUAUUCACCUUGUUUGCACUUAUGUACAUAACUGAUUCAAAAUAUUCAGAAUUUAUUUUGAAUAUACAUAGAUGAAUAAAUAUAUAUAUAUAUAUAUGUGUAGAAGAGCAGAUUCAAAUCAAAUGUCUGUAUCGUUCGGAAUACAGGUAAACAGUUAUCCUUUUAAAGGGUUGUCAAAGACAUAGAUGCUGUUUCGCUGGGGUGUCGAGGAAUUUGUUGUUUGUUCUGUUUGCUAAUGCCCUCGUUCUCAUCGUUAAGCAUGAUACUGCAUUUUGCGGAGAAAAUGAUGUCAAAAAAGACUUUAUAGUUUUGCGUAGCUUACAAAAGCGCAGCGACCUGAGCACUGUGCCCGCUCGCGUCUGAUCCUGAGGUCCAGAAACCAAAGAACGGCCAACUUGUUUCUCUUUUACCUCUACGUCGUGCGGUUUUGUUUUCUGUGUAGUCCCUAUGGUGUAGUCCCGUGGGACGCCAUGAAAAGGGGGGGAGUAAUAAUGCUCUGCCCCCUGCAGGAAGACCAGGAGGGCAGCGUAAAGAGCACCUCAGGGUCAGACCGCAGCUGGAAAGCAUUGCUGCAGGUUACACAAAAUAACAUAUUUCAGUUUUCCAUUCUUGUGCACUCACCAAGACCAACAAAUAACUUGAAAAUCUCACAGGAUAUCCUCAAUCAAAAUUGCUCCAAAAUCCGACGUGAAAUCGCCAGACAGAACACUCUGUUGAAGAAAACUUGUACAUUCUGUGCUCUACAGUUGCUUUGGAAGCCAAUAAUUUUGUUGCCAUGGCACUUGCCCUAUUAGUGAGGGAGAGACUGAGUCUUUUGUAGGUUCUUGCAUAUAGACGCACCUUUGGACCAAUCGAUUAUGGUCCUCAGCCUUUUGACUGUAAAGCUGAGGUAGAACUUAGGACUUGGCAUAGACUAAGGGGUCCCGACUUGCAUCCAGAAGCUGAAUGCGAACAUGGGGUGCUCCUUUUACCACUGUGCUUGACAGAGAAAAUCGACAAACACUCUUCUGCUGUCCAUUAUCCUGUGCCUAAACAUUCGGUGUGAUGUGAAAGGACUGGUCUGUCGAGAAAGCCAUUGAGGUUAGACUUCCACCUAACUGUGCCCUGCAUUCAGUCACGUCAUCGUCAUUUCUGUGACUGGAACCCUAACGUCAAUGGUUCGUGUUUUAACGUGUAGAAGUCACUGAGACCGGAGCAUCACAUUAAUGUUGUACAAAGCUGUAUAGUUUCGAAUGAAAUCGCUCAUCGAUGCAGAGGUUAUGUCCCUUUAAAGGCAUCGACUGACGUUCGGUGACUGACGCCGAUGCCUGUGUAAAUGUUAUUGUGUGUGUGGAACCGUUCAAAGAAUGUCUACAUUGUUUCAAAGCCAUAUGUAAUAGAUUCCUCUCUCUCCCACUGUAGGACAAGAUAAAACUGAAUGCUUUGACUCUUUAUAUGAAAUGCUUCUUUCUAUUUAGCUUAUUGUGCUUGUAUGUGCUUCAAGAACUGUGCUUCUUGUCAAACCCUUUGCGAUAUAUAAAUGUAUGGAAUAUAUACAUACUUAAGACUUCUGUUCUUUUUGUUUGACAUUUUAAUAAAGCGCUUAAAGGCAUUUUUGGACCGUG
Messenger RNA from Sinocyclocheilus anshuiensis, 8670 nucleotides. RefSeq names its product muscleblind-like splicing regulator 3 (gene mbnl3). Gene Ontology annotation, biological process: regulation of RNA splicing. The transcript has 7 exons. Gene Ontology annotation, cellular component: cytoplasm; nucleoplasm. The record is from RefSeq and is a predicted model, not a curated record. Bases 1249 to 2466 code for a protein of 405 amino acids. Gene Ontology annotation, molecular function: metal ion binding; RNA binding. NCBI's taxonomy places the organism in Eukaryota, Metazoa, Chordata, Actinopteri, Cypriniformes, Cyprinidae.